AUGGUGCGGCUUGUCCUGACACGAGUGGCGAUCCGCGACCCACCGCAGAAUCCCAGCCAUCUGCUCGUGCGGCCCGAAGUCAGAGCGCAGUACCAGAAGGAGAUUUCGCCAGUCCCCGGCCACAGCAUGGACCUUGUGGAAACCAACGCGCCCGGAGAUGGCAUUUUCUGGCGCUUCCAGCAGUUUGGACUGCUGAAGCUUUGCUGCCUGUUUUUCGGCAGCUUUGCUGGAUCAUCUGCGAAUAGGUUUUUCUGCACGGAUACUCCGACGCUGGGGCAUCACAAGCUGAAGCGAGACUUUCCAGAACAGGGGGACUCUGUGUAUGCUGGACGAAUGGACAACUCACAUAUGGAAUGUGAUGGAGUUUCGGAGGGGGUGUUCAUCACCCGUCCCACAGCAGAUUCUUCCGAAUUCUCGGUGACAGUUAUGUUUGUUCUUCCUCAUGCACAGUGGAAGUGGGCAGGUUGGGCUUUGCCGCACAUCGUGCGGCUAGCCCACUUGGCAGAGAGGUGCAUCCAAUGGUUACUGAACAGACCGGGUAUUGCAGAGCUUCGCAAGCUGGACGAGGAGCACUACGUUGUCCUCGCCAUUUCAUGCACCAAAAGAGGUCCCCCACUACUUCCGGCCGGCGAGGACUCCACGGAGUCGAUCGGCAUCCAGGCCGGAGAAGCCAUUGGCUUCCCGAAGUGGCGACGCUUCACAGGAUCGUCCGGCGAACAGUUUAACUUGGCCUUGUACCUCCAAGACUUCAUGGCCAGUCUGGACGAAGACGUAAAGAUCUACAGCCAGAUGGAUGGCCGCCCACUGGUAUACUAUCAGUGCGCAAUCAGUCGCCGCGAUUGGCAUCAGGUACGUGACCGGUUUCAAAAGGUCUUCCACCUGCAGAAGGCAGCUUACCGUCGUGCAAACGGCGGGUCGAACGCCCCAAGCUUGACAGAGGACGCUGUGCCACGAUUCGUUUCCAAAAUUCGCCAUUCCAGCGACAACCACGCUCCAGGACUUCCCGUACAGAAGAUCGUGGUGCGCCGGACAUUCGUGGAGAACGUGCCUGAUGACGAGUCUGAGCUAGAGGACCUGGAAUGCAUAACCAAGUCGAAAAGUGAGAUCGUGUGGAGAUCGGAUCGAGUUCUGUCUUCGGGAUAG
Symbiodinium necroappetens is the source of this 1143-nucleotide messenger RNA. The record is from the annotation of a GenBank genome assembly. Lineage: Eukaryota; Dinophyceae; Suessiales; Symbiodiniaceae.